UUUCGCAGUAACGUAUGGAUUAUAAUAAAGUUCAUUAAACCAGUUCCUAACCAAAGUUCAAUAUAAUGAGUUGAUACCACAGGUGAUUUAUACAUAGCCUCAUAUCAAAUUGCUGAUGAAUGGAAAGUGACUGAAUAAUUUUAGAAACUAGUAAACUAUUUAUUGAAGUAGUAUUUAAAUGCAUUAAAAUGUUAAAGUGAAAUCAUGCAUCCAAAACCAAAUGCUGGCGUAGAAGGCGAGAAAGGAGAUUUUAACUCAGAAAUAGAUAUUGAGGAAAGCACACUUACCACUCCGGAGUGGACGGUGGGUGGGGAUGGCUGGUCGUUCUUGGGUCGUUUAUCAUCCACGCCAUUCAAGGUGGACUAGAGCGCAGCAACGGUAUCCUGUACAUCCAUAUGCGACAACAUUUUGGACAGAGUGCGACAGAGACGGCCUGGGUCUUGUCACUGUACUCACUAAUCUGUAGACUUGUAGGCCCUAUUUCAAGCGGACUAUGCACUAGGUACUCGUUCCGUUUCGUCACUUUUCUUGGAGUAAGCAUGACGGUUGCUGGAAUGCUCACUUCCGGUUUUGUACCCACCGUCCAGUACCUGUACCUGACAUAUGGCCUCGUUGUGGGGGUGGGGUGUUCCCUCUCCUAUACCGCCUGCAUACUUGUUGUCGGCCACUACUUCAAUACCAGACGAGGUAUUGCAAUUGGAGUUGCUGCAUCAGGGGUUGGAUUUGGAUGUUUUGCUUGGCCGCCAAUACUGCGUGCUUUUUUUGAAUAUUUUGGAUUCAGAGGAGCUUUUCUUAUUAUUGGUGCCAUAGUCAGCAACGUUUACGUUUGUGGAAUGUUGUUCAUGCCUUUAAGUAAAAGAAAACUGAAGACAAAGCCGCAAGAAGUAACCUUGAAUAAAGAUAAGAACGAAACAACUGUAUCGCUGUUGCCACAACAGGAGAAGAGAAUUCAACAUUUUGCUGAAGCAGUAAGCUGCAACGGGCAAAACAGCACGCUGUUUUCACCGGACAAAACAACUGCAGAGACAGUACAUAUACCAAAGAGACGUUUCAUUGAUUUAACACUGUUUCGAAACUAUGCCUUCUUCACCGUGUGUGCACAAAUGGUGUUAUUUGCCCUUUCAUACAAUAUGACAUUUGUGUACCUACCGGCCUUGGCCAAGGACCAGGGCAUAUCAGAGUUGGAAGGAUCCUACUUGAUCUCAAUCACAGGAGUGUUUGACAUGAUUGCACGUAUAUCCAUGUCGACAUUGCUAGACACUAAACAUGUCAAACCGUAUCGUUUGAUAACAUAUAACAUGAUACUGUUUAUCAUCGCAGCUUUAACUGUUACCAUUCCGUCUUUACAUAGUUUUAUGCAGUUUGCUGUCAUAUGUGCCAUAUUUGGUUUCGUUUCUGGAACGUAUAUAUCACAAGUGGCACUGAUAUUGGUGGACAUUCUGGGAAUCAGCAAUUUGGCGAGUGCGUUCGGUCUCAACCAGUUAUGCUAUGGGCUUGGUAUGCUUCUUGGCCCAGUCAUCGGAGGGUUGAUAAGAGACUAUCUUGGCAAUUAUUACCUGUCGUUCUACUGCGGUUCUGCAUCGACAUUUGCAGCCGGUCUACUGAUGAUGACAGGAAACAUUUGGCUGCGCAGGCGUGGGGACGCGUUAUAGUGGUUGUGUUUGAGCAGCAUUCUGCCAACGGCAUGAACUCUCACAUUCUAUUGUUCUCACAUGAGCAAAAUAAA
Messenger RNA from Mya arenaria, 1726 nucleotides. RefSeq names its product monocarboxylate transporter 12-like. The coding region runs from base 396 to 1652 and encodes 418 amino acids. Lineage: Eukaryota; Metazoa; Mollusca; Bivalvia; Myida; Myidae. Gene Ontology annotation, biological process: monocarboxylic acid transport; transmembrane transport. The transcript has 6 exons. The record is from RefSeq and is a predicted model, not a curated record. Gene Ontology annotation, molecular function: monocarboxylic acid transmembrane transporter activity.